This is a messenger RNA of Syzygium oleosum, 962 nucleotides long. Its product is annotated as 60S ribosomal protein L18a-like protein. The coding region runs from base 165 to 665 and encodes 166 amino acids. The record is from RefSeq and is a predicted model, not a curated record. NCBI's taxonomy places the organism in Eukaryota, Viridiplantae, Streptophyta, Magnoliopsida, Myrtales, Myrtaceae. The transcript is spliced from 4 exons.
CAAUUCUUCUUAUCCUGCAGGGUGCUCGUGCACUUCCCAGACACCUCUCUCUCUCUCUCUCUGUUGCUCAAUAGAGUUUUAGAUCCAAUCUAUACAACACCAGAUCAAGAUCGCUCACUCGUUUCGCUGUAAGCUCCCGCGAUCUUAACGCACCACCGAUCAGGAUGGCCAAGGACGAAGAGCAGAGCAGAGGCAUUUCCGCCGCCACCCCCGCCGGCGGCGGCGGCGGCGGCGAUCGCCCGCCCCAGUACGGCACGUUCCAGGGCGUCGCCAACUACCCUCCUCCGCCGCCGCCGCCGCCUCAUGCGGCGGCGAUCGGCUUCCCUCAGCCGGUCCCCCCUCCCGGCGCCUCCCACGAUCCCUCCGCUCCUCCUCCGUACCACGCCCAGGGUUAUCAGGCCGUUCCAGGUUAUCCAGUUGCCGAAGGAAGGCCCGUGAGAGAACGGCGCCUGCCUUGUUGUGGCCUUGGUUUCGGCUGGUGCCUGUUCAUCAUCGGUUUCUUUCUGGCUGGCAUCCCCUGGUACGUUGGGUUGUGUUUUGUAGUCUGCUGCAGACACAGAAUGGACUACCGAGAGAAGCCCGGCUACAUUGCUUGUACAAUUGCCGCCAUUCUUGUAACGAUCGCUAUAAUUUUCGGGGUGACAAAAGGAGUCGAGCAUCGAUAACCAAGUUGGAGGCUGAGCCAGCUGCUGUAUGGAUAAACUCUAUGUGCCCUAGUUUGUGCACCUCUCUCUCUGAUUUCUACGACUGGGAUUGGUGUUCUUGGUGAACGCACAUUUGUUGUAUCCUGUUAAACAGCGAUAUGUGCACCAGUUGAAGAGUCGAUAUGAUUUUCUUUAUAGCAUGGAGGGGUUAAAUUUGCGCUACAUUGGUGUUUGUUUGAGAUAGUACUUGAUAUCUUUAUGAGGGGUUGCAGACUCUUCUUACCUGUAAUAAUGAAGGGAACCAAAAUCUUAUCUCCA